AUGGAAGAGAUAAAGCACCAGUGUAAGUUAUGUUGGAAGAGCUUCCUUAAUGGAAGGGCCUUGGGAGGUCACAUGAGGUCUCACUUGCUUCUUCAUCCUCUCCCGGCUCACCCCGAGUCAGCUUCGUCUUCAAUGGCGCAAGACAGAGAGAGCGAAACUGAAUCCUCCAAGAAGCCGACCCGUAAACGAUCCAGGCUUAACCGGAGAUCCAUAAACGUCUCAUCACGUCAUCAACAAUCCGAUGAAGAGAAAAGUGAAACAGCAGCAGAUUUGAAGAUCAUGAAGCCGAGAUCGAGUCAAGAACUCAGUCAUGAGUCGUGUACAGAGCAGGAACCGAUGAGUUCGGUGUCGGACGCUGAAACAGCAGAAGAAGACGUGGCCUUUAUGCGAGACUUGCGAGAAAGUGUUCAAGUCGUAUCAGGCGUUAGGUGGGCACAGAGCAAGCCACAAGAAGAAGAAAGGUCAUCUCCAAGGCUCAUCUUCUUCUUUGAUCGAUGA
Arabis nemorensis is the source of this 498-nucleotide messenger RNA. The record is from the annotation of a GenBank genome assembly. NCBI's taxonomy places the organism in Eukaryota, Viridiplantae, Streptophyta, Magnoliopsida, Brassicales, Brassicaceae.